ACCUGCUCAUCGCGCGUUCUUGCCUAGUCGAUCGCUUAAGGCGCAUGCGCGGUCUGGGGCGAGUACCUUUAUAGCAGGGCAUCUUAGAUCGCACCUGCAUAUCAGUCUUUGCCUUUGGCUCAGACUUCAACUUGGAUAAGAUGCAGCUUAACGCGUCGACUUGCCGGGCUUCGGCCAUCAAGGCCGGUUCGCGCCGUGUGCAGGUCAAGGUCUCUGCUCGCUUCGCGAACUGGCGCGACCAGGUGGAGCGCAGCGCUCCCAGCACUAGCAGCUAUGGCAGCAGCAGCAAGUACUCCAGCAGCGGCGUGGAGUCCAAGAAGAUUCUCCUCAUGGGCGGCACCCGCUUCAUCGGCCUGUACCUGGCCCGCGACCUGAUUGCCCAGGGCCACGACGUGACUCUGUUCACCCGCGGCAAGAAGAAGGUGGCGUCUGAGAUCCCCGAUGACACGCCCAGCUCCUUCGCCGACUUCAGCCGCAAGGUCAAGCACAUCCAGGGAGACCGCAUGGACUUCCCCGAGGUGGAGCGCAAGCUGGCCCGCGAGGGCUUCCAGGUGGUGUACGACAUCAACGGCCGCGAGGCGGUGGAGGUGGAGCCCGUGCUCAAGGGCACCAAGUCCACUCUGGAGCAGUACAUCUACUGCUCGAGUGCGGGCGUGUACCUGAAGAACGACAUGAUGCCGCACCGCGAGGAGGACGCUGUGGACCCCAAGUCCCGCCACAAGGGCAAGCUGGACACCGAGGAGCUGCUGCGCAAGAGCGGCGUCAACUUCACCUCCAUCCGCCCCGUCUACAUCUACGGCCCGCUCAACUACAACCCGGUGGAGGAGUGGUUCUUCCACCGCCUCAAGGCCGGCCGGCCCAUCCCCGUGCCCGGCAGCGGCCAGCAGGUGACCCAGCUGGGCCACGUGAAGGACCUGUCCACCGCCUUCGUCAAGGUGCUGGGCAACAAGAAGGCCGCGCGCCAGGUGUACAACAUCAGCGGCGAGCGCUUCGUGACCUUUGACGGCAUUGCCAAGGCUUGCGCCAAGGCAAUGGGUGUUCCCGAGCCCGAGCUAAUCCACUACAACGCCAAGGAGUUUGACUUUGGCAAGGACAAGGCCUUCCCCAUGCGCGACCAGCACUUCUUUGCCAGCGUGGAUAAGGCCAUGGCUGACCUGGACUGGACCCCCGAGUUUGGUCUGGUGGACGGCCUGAAGGACAGCUACAAGAAGGACUUCGGCCGUGGCACCUUCCGCAAGGAGCCCAACUUCAAGUGCGACGACAUGAUCAUCGAGGCCAAGAAGGGCAGCUCCUUCUCCGCGCCCAAGGCCGCCGCCGCCGCCCCCAGCCGCGCCAGCUGGCGCUAAGCAGCCGGCAGCAGCAGCGCCUAGCAGGCAGCUGCAUGACAGCAGUUGACGUGUGUCGCGAGAAAGCAUGGACUGAGCAGUUAUGCAGGGGCGUCGCACUGCUCGCGGGGUGAGGAGCAGCAGCGGCGCAGGGGCGGCACCCGGGGGGUGGCGUGAUGCGGGCGGGUUUCUAAGCGCUGUCCGUUGCGGGGUGAGGCACUUGGGCAUUAGGUGCGUCGUCGGCGAAGGGAGGUGGAAUUAGAUUCGGGUCGUGAAUGUGUGAGGGUGAGUAGAGAUGCACUGAGCGGCUGGAGGGAGAGAUGCAACUGGGACACAACCGUGUCCUGGAGGCUGAAGUCUCAAACGAAGGUCUGGGCGUGCAUACGGCCGUCAAAGCGUGUACUGUGACUCUUGUGGCCCUGAAUAGUAGACCGUGUUACUCGCAACCUCGCAUCGGAUGAAAUGGAAGGUCAACAAGCAAAGCGCGCGAUGCGGAGGGGUGGUGUUUGUGGAGGGCGGUCGUCGUGUGCGAAGCCGGAUGCGGUGUCGCCAUUUUUGGGUUCCUGGCUUUUCCACGCGGACGUGCUUUGCUUGCCGACCUGCCUAGGCUGUCACUGUGAAGGGUCAGGUGACGGGGCGCUGUCUUGCUGUGAGCCAUCCCUGCAUGUGUCGACUGUCGAGUGUCGAACACUGCUAAACGCCCGGCGCCUCCAGGGGAAUCUGUUUGCCCUGCAGCCACGAGGUCGGGACGGGCUCAGGCGCUCAGCAAUGCCAGCAGAUGAGCGACUGGCUGAUCCCUUUAACUGACAUGCUUCA
Molecule: messenger RNA, 2141 nt
Organism: Chlamydomonas reinhardtii
Lineage: Eukaryota; Viridiplantae; Chlorophyta; Chlorophyceae; Chlamydomonadales; Chlamydomonadaceae
Exons: 12
Coding region: 141-1346 (401 amino acids)
Biological process (GO): rRNA processing
Cellular component (GO): cytosol
Molecular function (GO): RNA binding
Source: RefSeq, a predicted model, not a curated record